AUGCCAAGCAAAGUUUCAAGCAAAAGCUCGAGGACGUCGAAUUCGGGAGCUCGCAAAUCAUCCACUGCAGAACCAAGUAGUCGCAGAUCCGCUACUUCCAGGGUGACCGCGCCAUAUGUUGAAAUUCCAGAAGAAACCCCAGACAACGAGUUGCGAACGCAAAUUUCAUCCAUAUUUAGAGAUUCGCAGAGGAACACCGCAUCACAUAGAAAAUUAGUUGUCAAUUUGCGCAAGAUACAAGAAGCAUGCUGUUACGAACCCACUAACAAGAAGAGUAAAACUGGUGCGGAGGAUUUUGACGAGGAAGAAUUCACAUAUGAGUUCACAAGAUGUGUUUUACGCGUGAUGCCAAUUAAAAAGAGUGAGAGUGUUGGAGAGAAGGCGAUUCGAUUCAUUGGUUUAUUCCUGAGGCAUGCUAAUGAGAAGGACAAUGAAUUGACUCCAGCAAAUGAAGAGGAGGAUGGAGUUUUGGUUGAGACACCAAGUACGAGGCUCACGAGUCACCUCAUGUCGACUAUAUUACCUCUUUUGACGGCCAAAGAAAAAUUCGUACGAUUUAGAUCUACACAGUUGAUUUCACAUAUUAUAAACUCCCUCGACUCAAUUGACGACGAUCUUUUUCAGCAACUCCGACAUGGACUUUUGCGCAGAAUUCACGAUAAAGAAGCGAUGGUGAGAGUGCAAGCUGUCUUAGGUCUAGGCAGAUUAGCUGGGAAUGAAGCAGAAGGGGAUGCGGAUGAGAGCGAUGACGAAUCCUCUGGAGGCUUACUUGUAAAACUAUUAGCAGUCCUACAGAAUGAUCCCAGUGCCGAUGUUCGAAGGUCCCUUUUAAUAAAUCUGCCAAUAUUACCCAAUACGCUUCCAUAUUUGCUAGAGAGAGCCAGAGAUCAAGAUCCAGCAACUCGUCGGGCACUCUAUUCCCGACUUUUACCAGCACUUGGAGAUUUUCGACAUUUGUCACUAUCGAUGCGUGAAAAGUUACUACGAUGGGGUCUUCGCGAUCGAGAUGAAAACGUCCGCAAAGCUGCAGGCAGACUUUUCCGAGAACGUUGGAUUGAAGAUUGUAUGGCUUCAGCGGCAGCAGAGACCGCGGAAGGCGAAGUUGUCGAAGAAAAUAAGACACCAAACAUGGAAGCACUGUUAGAGCUUCUUGAGAGAAUUGAUGUUGUUAAUUCCGGGGUGGAAAACGGGGUUGCGCUAGAAGCUAUGAAAGGCUUCUGGGAGGGACGACCCGACUUUCGAGAUGCCGUUACAUUUGAUGAUUACUUCUGGGACACUUUGUCGGCCGAGUCUGUAUUCAUGGCAAGAAGUUUCAAUGAUUUCUGUCGGAACGAUGGAAAUAGCAAGUAUGAGGCUCUGAUCGAGGAGAAAAUGCCCGAGGUUACGAAACUCGCGUUUUACCUUCAGAGGUAUACUGCAGUUCUGGUUGAGGCUUUAAAGAGAAUUGCGACACAAGAGGAGAUCACGGAGGACGUAGCAGAAGAGGAAGAUACGGUGGAGCAAGAAUUUAUUGUCGAACAAUUACUCCACAUUGCUCGAAGUUUAGACUAUUCAGAUGAAGUUGGACGACGGAAAAUGUUCACGCUUUUGAGACAACACCUUGCUAUCCCUGAUCUGCCUGAGGAAGUCACUAAAUUAACCGUGGAGGUCCUUAGGGGGAUUUGCGCUGCAACCCCUGCUGGUGAAAAGGAAUUCUGUAGUGUUGUCCUCGAGGCCGUUGCCGAUGUUCAUGAUACAGUCAUGGAUGAGCAAGAUUUUGAGGAUGCCGAGGAGAGUUUUCAUUCUGCAAGAUCUGGCGUCAGUGAUGAUGAAAAACCAACUAGAGGUAAGAAAAAGCCUCCGAUGACAGAAGAAGAAGAGCAAGAAAAAGCGGUCCGCGAGAUUAUGGUUAACAUGAAAUGCUUGCACAUUGUGCAAUGCAUGCUUGAAAAUGUUGAAGGAAGUCUUAAAGAGAAUGCGGAUCUUGUAGCUAUGCUCAACAAUCUUGUUGUACCAGCUGUGCGCAGUCACGAAGCACCUGUUCGAGAACGUGGCCUCAUCUGUAUUGGCCUCUGUUCCCUUCUUGACAAAUCUUUGGCUGAGGAGAACCUGGCGCUCUUCAUACACUUCUUUAGCAAGGGUCACUCUGCUCUUCAAAUCACUGCUUUGCAGAUCUUGACCGAUAUGCUUAAUCAGCAUGGUGCUCAACUCCUGGAAUCGAAUCCAGCAAUUUUGACAAAGGUCUAUCUCAAGGCUUUGAAAUCCGGUACCAAAGACCCCGAGGUUCAGGCGGCAGCUACCGUUGCUGUCGCUAAACUUUUGCUGGGACGUGUAAUUACGGAUGCAUCAUCUGCAAUUGAUGACCUCUUGAAGACAUUGGUCGUCCUUUACUUCGAUCCCAGCACAGCUCAAAAUCAAGGUGUUCGUCAAACUUUAACCUAUUUCCUACCGGCCUACUGUUAUAGCAGAGCAGAAAAUCAGGACAGAAUGCGUGCAGUGGCGUUGGAUGCAAUGCACAAGCUGUUUGAAACUCAAGACGACGAUGAGGACGCCGAGGCUGAAAUGGUCGGCCUUGGGACGAUCGGUGCCCAUUUGGUAGAUUGGACUGAUCCCCGGAAAUGCUAUGUCCCUGGAAAUCAAGUCAGUUUAUCAGAUGAAGCGCCUAAAAAGGCAGUCAACGGAGAUGUUCAUCUUGAUUUUGCCAUGGACAUUCUGGAAAGAUUGAAUUCUUCUAUGAGACUGGAAGAAAAGAAAACCCUCACGCCUCUCCUCGCUAAACUCCACAUCUCACCAGCCUCAUCAGAGGACAAGCUUCGCGCGACAUACGAAGAAAUAAGCGAGGCCGUUGAGAACAAAAAAUUAGGGCUUGACGCUACUGGUAGAAAUGCCUUGUUCAAAAUACAUGUCACAAUUGGCAAGAUUGUAAAUGCUCUUUCAGAAAAAGACGCGGGAGAGGAAACUGUGUUGAGAGGAGGAAGCGUGAUGAGGGAAAGUGUAAGGGAUGGGAGUGCCCCACCUGGUGCUAGUGUAGGGAGCAGCGGAAACAGAGCUGGCAGUCUUGGUGUGAAAAAGACUAGAGGCCCCGAAGUGAUAAUGGAGAGAAUAAUCAAAGUGGAGACCGUGAAGGAGGAAAAAAAUGGAAAGGAAGAAGAAAAUGAUGAAAGCGAGGGAACAAUCGUUGCUGAACAGGAGAGAACGAUCGUUCCCUCUAACGAGGAGGAAACAUUAUUGGAGCAACAGUUGCAAGAUAGUCUGGUGGAAAGUCUCCUAGAUGAUGAUGGGGAUAUAGAGAUGGGUAUGUAA
Messenger RNA from Sclerotinia sclerotiorum 1980 UF-70, 3282 nucleotides. RefSeq lists its product as hypothetical. Bases 1 to 3282 code for a protein of 1093 amino acids. Gene Ontology annotation, biological process: mitotic chromosome condensation. The record is from RefSeq and is a predicted model, not a curated record. NCBI's taxonomy places the organism in Eukaryota, Fungi, Ascomycota, Leotiomycetes, Helotiales, Sclerotiniaceae. Gene Ontology annotation, cellular component: condensed chromosome; condensin complex. The transcript has 2 exons.